AUGCAUCGCAAUAUCAUCGUCGCAGGAGCUACAGGCAAGCAAGGCCAAGCUCUCAUCAGAGCUCUCCUCCACCCAUCGCCAGAGGCGAACACAGCAUCAUCUGAGCAUACAUACCACAUCUAUGCAUUAACCCGCAAUAUAUCUUCUCCUGCCGCCAAGGGCCUAGUAGAACGAGAGCAGAAUGUAACGGUCAUAGAAGGUGACUUAGACGUCCCCGACUCGAUUCGCAAGGUCUUCCAGAAAGCCAAGCAGGAUGAUGUGGACGGUCAAGGCCAAGGCCAAGGUAUCUGGGGCGUUUUCGCCGUCCUGGCUUUCCCCGGUCUGGGAACUGAAGCAGACGGCGAAGAGCGGCAGGGCAAAUUGCUUGCGGAUCUCGCGCUGGAGUAUGGUGUGCAGUGUUUUGUGUAUUCGAGUGCCAUGCGGAGUGGACCGAAGUAUGAGGAUGAGAUGAAACUGUCCAGCAAAGCGAAGGGGAACGUGGAGAAGUAUUGUAGGGUUCUUGGGGAGCAGGGGCUGGCUUGGACGAUUCUGAGACCGGGCUUCUUCAUGGAGAACUUCAAUGGUUUCAUCGGGAGUAUUACGACUUCGGUGCUGAGGGUUGGACUGCAAGCUGAUACGAAGAAUGGCUUGAUUGCGACGGAUGACAUCGGUAAUGUCGCAGCAGCUGUGUUCAGAGACCCCGAGAAAUUCAGAUCUCAAACACUUGCUGUGAUAGCAGAGUAUGCCACGAUCUCUGAAAUGGAUGAAUCGCAUCGGCGAGCGAAGGGCACAUCGAUGUCUGCUAUUCCCAGGGUAUUCGGGUGGCUUCUGUUGAAACUCAACAAAGCUACGCAAGGACUGAUACAAGACAUCGAGCGCAGUCAUCAUGCGCGAAUAUCUGGCGAGUAUCCAGAAUGCGAGAAAGAAUUAGAGCUGGCGAGGUCAGCUGCUAAGAUGAAGAGUUAUGAAGAGUGGCUGGUUCAAGGGAGAGAUGCCGAGGGAAACAGUGAAAACUGGAACAAGGUGUCUGUUGGGAAGCUUGUGACUGGCAAACUAUGA
Molecule: messenger RNA, 1038 nt
Organism: Cadophora gregata
Lineage: Eukaryota; Fungi; Ascomycota; Leotiomycetes; Helotiales; Ploettnerulaceae
Exons: 5
Coding region: 1-1038 (345 amino acids)
Source: RefSeq, a predicted model, not a curated record